GCGUCGGUGCUCCCACUGCUCCGUGACCCCGGCGGCGAUGGCGGCGGCGCUGUGGCGCAAGGCGUUGGACUACGUGAAGAACAAGGAGUUCCGCGACUACGUGACCAGCACGCACUUUUGGGGUCCCCUGGCCAACUGGGGCCUGCCGCUGGCCGCCUUUCAGGACAGGAAGGCCUCCCCGGAGAUCAUCAGCGGCCGCAUGACCGUGGCGCUCAUCUUCUACUCACUGGCCUUCAUGCGCUUCGCCCACCGCGUGCAGCCCCGCAACCGGCUGCUCAUGGCGUGUCAUGGCGCCAACGUGAUGGCGCAGAGCGUGCAG
Molecule: messenger RNA, 319 nt
Organism: Myotis davidii
Lineage: Eukaryota; Metazoa; Chordata; Mammalia; Chiroptera; Vespertilionidae
Gene: MPC1L
Product: mitochondrial pyruvate carrier 1-like
Exons: 1
Biological process (GO): pyruvate import into mitochondria
Cellular component (GO): mitochondrial inner membrane
Source: RefSeq, a predicted model, not a curated record